AUGACACGGUUACCCAUUUUAGUAUUAUGUCUCCAGGCAUACUGUAUUCAGAAUGCGCUCAGUCUUUGUCCAUGUAUGGAAGGGCUGAUGGGAGUGGAUCUUGCAGAGAGAUUCCUUGGAAAGCCUAAUCUGGGUGCUAGCUUAGUCAAUACCGAAUUAGCUGCAAUUGGAACUGGUCCCUUCCCAACCUCCAGUUACGGUCCUUAUGGUCCCAAUUUAGGAGCUGGUAUAGUUGGUGCGGAAAUCGCUGCAGCUAACCUUGGAGGAUAUGGUGGACGGGGCAUCGGAGCUGGCAUAGUUGGUGCGGAAAUUGCAGCUGGUUUGAACAGUGGUUUCGGCCCUGGAUAUGGUCCUGGAUUUGCUGGGGCUGAAAUUGCCGCUGCUGGCCUCGCAGGUGGAUUUGGUGGCUUGGCUAGUGCUGAAAUAGCAGCUGGUUUAGGGAACGGGUUCGGACCUGGUCUUACUGGUGCUGAAAUUGCUGCCGCUAGUCUCGCAAGUGGAUAUGGUAAUGUUGGAUAUGGUGGUUUGGCUGGCGCUGAAAUUGCAGCCGGUUUAGGUGCGGGUCUCACCGGUGCUGAAAUUGCCAGUGCAGAAAUUGCUGCAGCUACUCUUGGAGGAGGUUACAAUGCAGGCUUAGCUGGUGCCGAAUUAGCAGCUGGUUUAGGCAAUAUUAACGGAUUUGGCGCUGGACUAAGUAAAGCAGAACUCAUUGCUUUGCUUUUAUCAAAGGGAUCCAAUGGUUAUGGAUUUGGAAACGGUUUAUCGAAAACGGAAUUAACUGCUGCUUUACUUGGGGGUUUGGGUGGUCCUAAAUUUGGUCCUGGUUAUGGCCCUGGAUUUGGACCUGGUCCCAUGUAUGGCCCAGGGUAUAUGCCUGGAUUUGGGCCUGGAUUUGGACCCGGAUUUGGACCUGGAUUUGGGCCUGGAUUAGGUCCGGAAUUAGGACUCGGCUUUAACCCUGGAUUUGGCCCUGGAUUCGGUCCUGGAUUUGGUCCCGGAUUAGGGCCGGAAUUAGGACUCGGAAUUAACCCAGGAUUUGGACCAGGUUUUGGCCCCGGAUUAGGACCUGAAUUUAAUCCCGGAUUUGGCCCCGGGUUUGGACCCGGCUUUGGACCAGGUAUUGGUCCAGGCUUUGGCUCAGGGUUUGGAUAUGGUCCAGGCUACGGAUAUGGAACCCCUAUGGUCUAUUGA
Achroia grisella is the source of this 1191-nucleotide messenger RNA. RefSeq lists its product as uncharacterized. The transcript is spliced from 2 exons. The record is from RefSeq and is a predicted model, not a curated record. NCBI's taxonomy places the organism in Eukaryota, Metazoa, Arthropoda, Insecta, Lepidoptera, Pyralidae. Bases 1 to 1191 code for a protein of 396 amino acids.